Molecule: messenger RNA, 8858 nt
Organism: Asterias rubens (European starfish)
Lineage: Eukaryota; Metazoa; Echinodermata; Asteroidea; Forcipulatida; Asteriidae
Product: golgin subfamily A member 4-like
Exons: 25
Coding region: 41-8356 (2771 amino acids)
Biological process (GO): Golgi vesicle transport
Cellular component (GO): Golgi apparatus
Molecular function (GO): small GTPase binding
Source: RefSeq, a predicted model, not a curated record
UCACAGACCAUCGAUAAGCAGAAUUUACACGUAAGCCAAGAUGUUUAAAAACCUGAAAAAGAAGAUUGCAGAUGAUGUGGCGAAGUCCCCACUGAAGCCAAAUCAACCUAAUAAAGAUGUAGAUCAGGGAAAGACAUCCAAACAGAGCGGCACGGCAGUAUCUACCCCACCAAGAGACUCACUCAACUCCAGAAGACCUCAGGUUCAUGUGGCAGAACCCCCAGCAGAACCCCGGCCACAAGAUGCAACGGACGGUGGUUCGCAGGCUGAGAAUGGUAACGGUGGGGGAGGCUCAGCGUCUCCCCAGGACAGCCCCAGUGUGUCCAUGUCAUCAGCGCCAGAGGCUGAGCAAGCUGCUGCCAUGCAGAGUCAGGCUGAAGGAGCGGAAAUAACAAAGGAGAAUGCCUUACCUCUACUGACCACGCCCAACAAGACCCCACCUCAGUCCACCAAGCACCAAGCCACGCCCGUACCAGAGAGCCCUCUCUUCCCUCAGUACCAGACCCCAGUUAAGAGCUUCCAGGCCCCAUCGGACACCGAGAGCGAGAUGGACGAGCCCGUCGUCAGUAUGGACACCUUCAGUAAAGACGAACUCUUCCAGAAGUUUCGGAAGAUGGAGCGUAGCUUGGCCAAAUAUAAGGGGAAAUUCUCUGAGCUGGUCAGAGGUUACAAGGAUUUACAGAAAGAUAACGACAAAAUAAAGGGCAUCAUGGCCCAGAGCCAAGACAAAGCACUGCGGAGAAUCUCAGAACUUAAGGAGGCGGCCGAUCUUGACCGUCAAGCCAAAGCCCACCUUGAAGAAGCCUUCCGGAUGCAGCUGGAUGAAAAAGAUGAAAUCAUUGGCGUCCUUCAGACUCAGGUCGGUCUCCUCAAGAAGGGAAUUGUACCGAAUGAGUUGAAAGCCAAAGAUGAGAGCACAGAGGAGACUGGGAGCUCUGCGUCAGUGGAGUCAAGCAACACACUCAAGGAGAAGGUUAAGAGACUGGAGGGACUUCUAAGCAAGUGCAAAGACACGAUCCGUAACAACAAGGAGAAAUCUAGCAAUCUUGCAGCAGAGAAAGAUGCUCUCAAGAAACAACUGGAGGAACUCAAGGAACAGCACUUGACAGAGCAGAAGAAGUUCUCGGAGCAGCUGAGCCAAGCCAAGAAGCUCCUGGACCAAGCCGGUGAAGAGAAAGCCAUCUCCAUCGCAGAGACCAAACAACAGAUGCACUCUGAGCUGCUCAAGAGCCAAGAUGAAGGGGCGCAGCUUAGAGAGAGAGCAAAGGAGGCGGGACAGGAGAGAGAUGACUUGAAGCAGAGACUAGAAGAUGCAGAGAAAACAGGCGUGCCUGCCUCUCCCAGCCCCUCCCCUUCCCCGAUCGGGCGAGGUUCCUUCUUCCCCUCCGAUACUACCCAGUCUUCAGAUUCACACAAAGCCAGGCGCCUGCAACAAAUCAGAGAGGCAAGGAAGACAGUUCUGGAGUUACGUCGGCAGCUCGAGUCGACAGAGAAUCGUGGGGAGGAGGAGAGAACAAAUCUUGCCCAGGAGCUGUCCAGAGGAAAGCAGGCUGUCAUCUCUCUCAUGCAGGAAGAGAAGGAGUCAAUGAGGAGAGAGCUAGAGAAGGACAAAACUGACGUUGAGUCCGAGAGGAAUUCUUACUGGGAGGGAAUCCUCAAACAGAAACAGCAGGAAAGUGAAGAACUCUUAUCAAACAAGGAGAAGGAGUUCCAGUUGAUGAUGCAGCGUAGGGAGGAAGAGCAGAAGAGGUUCCUGAAGGAGAAGGAAUCUGAGAUGAUGAUGGCCAUCGAGGAGAGAGAAUUACAGAAGAUGGCAGCUGUUAGCGCUCAAGACAGUCAGAAGGAUGAACUUCAACGUGUCAUUGAUGCUAUGACAACGGAGAAGCUUGAAAUGGAUGGAAGUUUCCAGCAGUUGAAGGAUAAAUCGGAGGCAGACAAAAAAGAAGCCCGCAAUAAGAUUGAAGAAAUCGUCAAACGAAGCCGUACGGCCAUCGCCAACAGUAAGGAGAAACACGAGAAGGCUCUGGGAGAGUUGAAGGCAGCCCAUCAAGAGGAGACUAACGCCAAGCUGGAAGAGAUGAAACAGCAACAGCGGACCUACGUCGAUGAGAUGCGAAGACGUCACGAGGAGAAAGUUGAGAAAGCAGCCAGAGAUGCGGACGCUAUCUAUGAGACGAAGGUAGAUGAGCUGAAUCAGAAUCAUCAGAAAAUUAUCCAGGAGAAGAUCGACCAGCUGCAGAAGCUGGCAGCCAAGGCUUCUGAGAUGAAACAGCUGAUCCAGGACCUGAAAGGAGAGGUCCAAGAAAAGAAUGAGAGGAUCGGAUCUCUGGAGGAACAUUCCCGAAUGGCAGAAGUAGCAAGGUCGGGGGAGGUCGGUGAACAAUCAAAACUUCUUGAGGAAAGAGAUGUGGAAAUUGCCAACUUCAAGCAAAUGCAUGCUGAGCUUCAGAGCAACUUUGAGGGUAAGGUACAAGAAGCUGAAGCUAGAGUUGCAGAUUUAGAGAUGCAGUUGAAGGCAACAACAGCACUCCAUCUGGAGGAGAUUAAAGAUAAAAACAAUGAACUUCAAAAGCUAGUUUUAGAAGCAGAAGAGUCCAAAAAGCGCUCUGAGGCAUUUAACAGGGGUAUGGAGGAAAAAAUAAAAGAGUAUGACAACAGGGUUGUUGAGUUUCAGCAUAAGCUUCAUUUUCAGCAGGAGAAUUACGAGAGAGAGACGGCAUGGCGCUUGGAAGCUCUGGAACUCCAACAACAGAGUUCAGCUGAUGAGGUAUCCAGCCAGCUUACUGCCAAACUCUCCGAGGCAAACGAUUUGAUUGGCGCCCAAGAAAAAACAAUCCAAAGUUUCCAACUAAGAGAGGAAGAUCUUCAGAACUCUCUGGAAGCCCUUCAGGUCAAACUUGAUGGUGAUCUGGAAGCAGCUAAUGAGAAUCUACAACUAGAAAGGCAGAAACACGCGGAACAAUUGAGCAUAAUCAAUACAGCCUUGCAAGAAGUGAAUACUCACAAUGAGAGGUAUUCUGAAGAAGUCAAGGCUCUUAGAAAAGCCUUAGAAGACACAUCAGUGCUUUCAAGCAAUCUUAAAGAUCAAAUCGCCAGUUUGCAAGAGGACAAAGAAAAACUGGAAAUUGUACAAGCUGAAAGCACGAGCAUUCUUGAGGUUGAACUCGCAUCAAAGCAAACUAAGGUUUCAGACCUUGAAACUGAACUUUCAAAGGUUCAAGAACUCUUAGAAACAAAGGAACGUGAACAAGGAGAGACUCUUGCAAAGUUGGAUGCAGAGAUCAAAACUAAAGAGGAAGAGUUGGAAAGUCUGUCGAAGAAGUUGGAGGAAUUACAGAAAUCCAAUGAAGAAGCUGUUUCAAAUUUUGAAAGAAUCUGCAAAGAGAAAGAUUCUCUCAGCGCAUCUCUUGAAGACAAGUGUAAAAAUCUGGAGGAGCAACUCGUCGAUAAUGAAAACAAUCAUAAGGAAUCAGUCGCCCAGCUUGAAUCAAGCUUUGAAUCAAGACUACAAGAAGAGAGGAGAAACCACGAGAAGGAUUUGGAGAGGCGGUUAGAAUCAAUCGAAGUUCAGAAGCAGAGUUCUGUCGAGGAAGUGUCUGGGAAACUCGGACAGCAGCUCUCUGAAGCCUUCGAUGAGAUAAGCCAGAAGGAGAAGGACAUACAGGAUCUGAAGUCAAGUACCAGUUUACUCCAGCAAGCGUUUGACGAUCUACAAAACAACAAUGAAACAAGUAAAGCUAGGUUACAGGCGUCAGAAGAUGAAAUUGAGAAGCUCAAACUAGAGAUUAAAACUCUGUCGUCUGAGUUUCAGGAUAAAGAAACUGAAAUGUCUAGCUCCCUUGAAGCGGUUAAGAGAGAAUUAAGUCAACAGGAUGACCACUCGCAAAAGACAAUCGCAGAUUUGCAAGCACAACUUCAAAAUAGUAAAGAUGCUCAUAGUAAUGAGAUAGCUGAGAUGGAAGGCAGGUGUACUGCGGAAUUGGCUGCCCAGUUUAAAAGCAGAGAGACGGAGCUUUCGCAGAAGAUUGAGCAACUGGAAGAAGGCUUAGCAACUGAGAGUGAGAAACUUCAGGAGGCACAGAAUGCAUACAGAGAUCUGCAAGAAGAGGAAGGGAGGUUGAAGGAGCAAGUGGGGAGUAUGGCCAAGCUUGAAGUCGAGUUCCAACAGAAGUCUGGACAGUCGGAGGCCCUGGGUAGCAGGUUAGAGGAGCAGGAAAAACAGCUUGAGCAACUUCGGCAAAACCUUGAAGAAAAAUCUGCGCAGUUGUCGUCGAUGGACAAUAUUGUGAAAGAGCUGAGGGCGUUAGAGUCAACCUUAUCCGCAAAGGUUGACGAACUUCAGGAAGAGCUUUCUCAUGUCAAAUCUGAAGCUGUGGAGAAAGCAGAAUUGAAUUCUCAACAAGUUGAUAGAUUGAGAGAGCUCCAGGAGACGGAAGCAACACUUAAAGCCGAGAUUGAGAUAAGAGGAAAGGCAGAGGAAGUUCUCACUCUUGAACUUCAAAAUAAAAACGCAGAGCUGCAGGCGCUUAAAGAGGAGCAUGUUGCAAAGUCUGAGAAGUUGACAGAAACUCACAAGGCACAGCUACAUGAGCUGAAGAAUCAAGCAAAGUCCAAAAUAACAACGGUAAAGAAAACUUACGAAGAGCUUCAAGAGAAAAACAAAGACAGGCUGGAAGAGUAUAAAGCAUCUCAUGAAGAGAAGAUAAGGCAGCUGCAAGAUGAGUUUGAAGAAAGUCGGAAGGCUCUCAAGGAGAAGGCAGAUGCAGACCGGGUUGAGGUUAGCAACCAGCACGCUGAGAAAGUUGCUCUUCUAGAAUCAAAAGUGUUGUCUUUGCAGGAGUCUGUUCAAGGACUCCAAGAGGAAAGUGAUCAAAAGCUGUCUGCCCUCCAGAAAUCCCACCAAGAGGAACUAGAGGAAAGAACUAAGGAAUUGGACGCCAAGUUGAGCCAACGUGAAUCAGACUUCCAGAAGCAGUUGUCGGAUAUUCUCAGAGAAAAGGAAACAGGAGCUGAUGAUCUGACGUCUCAGCUUCAGACAACGCAUCAGGAAAACAUUGAGCGUCUUAACCAAGAGCACAAAGAAGCCCUGCAAAGAGCACAAGAAACUCACAAGAAGCAGAUGGUUGAUUUCCGCGACCAGGCAAAGGGAAAGAUUGCAACUCUCAAAUCUCAGAUAGUACAACUCAAAAGCGAGAAAGAGGGAACUAAACAGGAACUAGAAAAACAACUGGCAGAUGGUCUUGAAAGAGCACGGAGUGACCAUGAAGAUGAGAUACAGAACUUAAAGAAAAUCCACUCGGAGGAGAUUGAGAAUAGUACAACAAUACACGGUGAAAAGUACAGGGAGUUGGAAGAAGAAUCUAAGAGAACCGUCCAGGAAUGUAAAAAAGAGAUUGAUGAGACUGCUUUGAGACUAGAGCAGGAGAAAGCUUCCGAAGUUGCCAGCUUGACGGAGAAGAUUUCUCAGCUACAGAAGGAGCACGAAGACUCUCUUGCUUUGGAGGAAAGCAAGACAACAGAACUCAUCGAGAAACUUGAAAAAUGUCACUCCGAAGAGCUUGAGAAAACACAGAAAGAACACAAAGCAAACAUGGAGCUGAUAGAGCAGCAACAUUUUGAGAUGGUAGAGGUGAUGCAGAAGCAGUUCGAGGGGUCGACAAAACAGGAGAGUUCUAACCUGACAAAGAAGAUGCAGCAGAUGGAGAUAGAACACCAGCAGAAGAUUGACGAGUUGAUUGAUAAUGACCUUGAGAUGCAAGUCAAGGUGAAGGCAGCAGAAGAACAGAUUGCCUUGAUGGAGAAGCAAUGCCAAGAUCUCCAGAUACUCCACAAGGAAAACACGUCGACGUUUGAAAAUGAGAUCACCUCCAUGAAUGCUAACUUUGAAUCAGAAAAGCAGAAGCUCUCUGCUGAUCUACAAGAUGCAACAGCAAAAUUAAAGGAGCUACAGGAGACGGCGACAUCAGAGAGCCAAAUGAGAGCUCUGGCCACAGAGAGACUUGCCGAACUAGAAGAGCUUCGUAAAGAAAAAGAUUCAAAGAUCAUGGGGGCAGAAGAGCUGAGGCAGAGCAUGGAGAAAUCUAGAGAAGAAGUUCAAGAAAGUUUGGCAUCGGCGAUUAGUGCAAAAGACCAGGCUAUUGAAAGAAUAGCUACGCUGGAACAACUUUGUGCCGAUAAAGAUAACCAACUUUCAGAAAUCAAUGAGAAAUUACGACAGGAAGCCGACAAGUUAAAGGAAACACAGGAAACUCAACAGUCCUCAGAAGACGAAUCGAAGAGAAGAGACGCACAGAGGAUAGAAGAACUGGAAGCAAUCUGCAGCUCUAAAGAUAGCAGAAAUGCAGAGAUUGAGGAGUCGUCGAAAGUGGAAGUUGAGAAGGCACGUGAGGAAGCCAAGCAGAAAGUCGCUGAUUUGAAGAAGAAGGCUGAGGGAAGACUUGGACAGAUUAAGCAACAAUACCGUGAUGACUUGGAUUCAAGAAAGCAACAGUUCGACGUCAUUGAAGAGCGGUGCCGUAUCCUGACUGAGGAGCUUGAGGCGAUGAAAUCCUCCCACCUUGAAGAGAUCGCUUCCUUGAAGGAGGCCAUGGAGACUUUGAAGUCAGGUCACGAACUAGAGGUCUUGACGCUGCAGCAAGAGCUUACAGAGGAGAGAGAGAAGGUCCAAGUUGCCGAGAUGCAACCUGUCGAGGAGAUGAUAUCAGUGACGAGGGAAGGAAUGCUUGGAGCAGCUCCUCCUGGAGGAAGUGGGGAUGCGGGAGACGAGGAGCCGAAGAUGAGAGAGAAGGAACUUGAGGAGCAGCUUAAGAGAACCAAGGACAGACUGAUGCAUGAGAUUGAUUUAUUGAGGCAAGAGCACAAGAUUGAACUGGACAAUGUGAACAAGGACAACGACAAUAGAGUUGCCUCCCUCCAGAGGGCCAAUGCGAAGAAGCUGGAAGAGCUAGAUGGGGAGCAUAACUCCAAGAUUAAACAGCUGGUUAGGGAGCUGAAUGCCAAGAUGGCAUCUAAGGAAAACGAGACCGAACAGGCACUGCACGAGGCAAUAUAUAAAGGUCAGAAUGUCGAGCAGCGCAUAGAGAAGGAGCAUCGGACCAUCAUGAAAGAAAUGGAACGAGAAAUCAACGUCCAAGGCCAGGAACUUGAGAACAUCAACGAUAGGCACAAAGAAGAAAUCGCUGAGUACCGGGAGGAGAUGAAGCAGUUGAAGCAGUCGUACGAGUCCCGCAUCGCCCAGCUUAACUUAGACCACAAGGCCCAGCUGAAUGAGAUUGAGUUCAGGAUGGAACAUCAGGAAUCCUCCCACCAGAACGAGCUGUCUGACCUGGAGGCCAGACUGCGCAAAGACUUUGCUAUGUACCAGCAGAGCAAAGGUGCAUCCCAACAGGGCCUUGACUCGAUUGAGUCGUUAGAUCCGCUGUUAGUUAAAGCUGAAAAUCUGAGCCUUGAGGAGCUGAGUCAAAAUAAUAUUAUGCUAAAGGCUGAAGUUCAACAACAGAGGGCGCUGCUUGCUGAGAUGAAUUUACGAGACCGAGAUCUGGUGGAUGAAAACAGUAGCUUCAGUUCAGUUCCAGGCUCGCCCAUGGGUUCUGCUAACAGUACUCCUGGCAAGCUCCCAGGUAUCUCGUUAUCAGAGCCUACACAGAUUGAGUAUCUGAAGAAUGUGUUGUAUCAAUACAUGAUGGGCAGGGAAACAAAGACAAUGGCUAAAGUAAUAGCUGCAGUGGUGAAAUUUUCCAAGGAGCAAACGAAUGAGAUUUUAGUUCGUGAAGAUCAGAAGCAGACAAACUUGCAACUUAGUAGUUCUGUAGUUGGCGAACGUCUUUGUCAUUAUGACAUGCCCGCCUCAUGUCCCCCUGAGUUUGAGGACGCAUCAGAAGUAGAGACAAACGUCACCCAUUUCUUCCAUGGAACCCAGCAAUGCAAUAUAUUUCAACUCUCAGAAUGCAGCAGCGUGUCUGUGCAGAAGAUUAUGGAGGACUUUCCAGGGAUACACCGGGACUCCCGGCGGGAUCCUCAUCGGGAUCUACGGCAGGAUCCUCCGGGAUCCCAACUGCUGACCCCUCUGCGACCCAACUCUCUCCCGGAAUGCAACUCGUUACCGGAGUACCCGGAAUCUUCAUCAGUCCCCGAGCAGACCGAGACGAGCUCCUUGAACGACUACCAGGACGUGGACUCUCUCCAUGACUACAUGGGGAUCGGAUCCUCAGGGCCUUGCUCCGAGGACGAUACGGGUGCAUCGUCGACCGAGAAGCCUGUCCCAAAUGCCAAGAGGGUUGAGGUCUCAUCUCAACUCACAACCUAUCUUUUUGGAAAGUACUGCGGAGAGGAAUUGGGUAAAGAAACAAGUGUCUAGUCUCUUCCAGGGAGAGACAAGACAGGUGCCUCGUCGACCGAGAAGCCUGUCCCAAAUGCCAAGAGGGUUAAGGUCUCGUCUCGACUCACAUCCUAUCUUUUUGGAAAGUACUGCGGAGAGGAAUUAGGUAAAGAAACAGAAACAAGUGUUUCAGUCGCUCACUUCCAGGUAUGAGAAAUUUCAGCUGAAAUCAGACUCUUAAAGUCUGCCUGGUGGUAAUUUACUCCAGAUAAAGAUGCCUCCUGCUCGUUGAUCUACUUCACUAGUGCUAAGGAUGCUUUUCCAAGAAGCUCUUUUGAGUCUACAACUCCAGGGAUGAUCAAGCGGUUGAAAUGUCAUAAUUUCAUACCUCCUAAGGUCUGGAUCCUUCCUGCUUGUUAUUAAUGGUUCCUAUAUCACGCUCAUGUCUAGCACGCACUGACGCUCGUGGCGCUCCAACAUUACUACCCCUGGUCACUGGGCCUUAAAUCAUUCCUUAAACCGUCUCAGCUCCCUGAGGAGU